Messenger RNA from Cajanus cajan (pigeon pea), 2191 nucleotides. Its product is annotated as Pentatricopeptide repeat (PPR) superfamily protein. NCBI's taxonomy places the organism in Eukaryota, Viridiplantae, Streptophyta, Magnoliopsida, Fabales, Fabaceae. Gene Ontology annotation, cellular component: chloroplast. Gene Ontology annotation, molecular function: protein binding. The record is from RefSeq and is a predicted model, not a curated record. Gene Ontology annotation, biological process: mitochondria-nucleus signaling pathway; chloroplast-nucleus signaling pathway.
UUCAAUCUUGAUCCCCCAACCCAUUUACGCCCGAUGAUUGUCAUUGACUCACACUGUCGCGACUAUGCGCAGAAGCUUGGCGCCAAUUCUCCACAAACCCAAACUCUCUCUUCACUUCUCCACCACUACCAUCCUCUCGCAUAACCAAAAUGCAUACUCACAACAACACAGCAUCGCCACCGUCGUCCACUCCCUCUGCGACGCUCGCCGUUUCUCCGAAGCCCACCACCGCUUCUCCCUCUCCCUCGCCUCCGCCUCCCUCCCCGACGAGCGCACCUGCAACGUCCUCCUCGCUCGCCUCCUCGCUUCUCAAACCCCUCAAGCCACGUGGCGCCUCCUUCAAUCUCUCAUCGCUUCCAAGCCCGGUUUCGUUCCUUCUUUGCUCAACUACAACCACUUGAUGGACCAGUUUUGCCGUGCCCAUAGCCCCCGCCACGCUCACAGGCUCUUUUUCGACAUGAAGAAUCGUGGGCAUUGCCCAAAUGUUGUUUCUUUCACCACUUUGAUUAGUGGGUACUGUCUGGUUGGUGCAAUGAGAGAUGCACGUAAGGUGUUCGACGAAAUGCUUGAGAGUGGUGUGGCGCCGAAUUCGGUGACUUACAGUGUCUUGACUCGCGGGGUUCUUCUGGAGAGGGAUUUGGAAGGCGGGAGGGAGUUGAUGUGUAAGGUUUGGGAGAGGAUGAGUGUGGAAGUGGACGAGUGUGUGAAGACUGCGGCUUUUGCGAAUUUGGUUGAUUCUUUGUGUAGGGGAGGGUUUUUCAAUGAAGUGUUUAGGAUUGCCGAGGAGUUGCCGUUUGGGAGUGGUUUUCCUGAGGAGGUUGCUUAUGGCCUGAUGGUGGAUUCGCUCUGCAGAGUUGGGAGGUAUAAUGGGGCAGCUAGGAUUAUUUAUGUAAUGAGGAAAAGAGGGUUUGUUCCGAGUGAGGUGUCGUAUAAUCAUAUAAUUCAUGGGCUUAGCAAGGAUGGUGAUUGUAUGAGGGCUUAUCAGUUGUUAGAGGAAGGAGCUGAAUUUGGGUUCAUGCUAUCUGAGCAUACUUAUAAGGUGCUAUUGGAGGCUCUUUGUCAAGUGUUGGAUGUGGACAAGGCGAGGGAAGUUUUGAAACUCAUGCUGCGGAAGGAAGGUGUUGACAAGACUAGGAUUUACAACAUUUACUUGAGAGCUCUUUGUCUUAUGAACAAUCCGACCGAGCUUUUGAAUGUGCUUGUGUUUAUGUUAGAGAGCCAGUGUCCGGCUGACGUGAUCACCCUCAACACGGUGAUCAACGGUUUUUGCAAGAUGGGUAGGAUUGAUGAAGCUUCAAAGGUGUUGCAUGACAUGAUGGUGGGUAAAUUUGCUGCUCCUGAUGUUGUGACCUUCACUACCGUGAUUUCUGGUCUGUUGGAUGCUGAAAGAGUCAAUGAAGCCCUUGAUUUAUUUCAUAAGGUGAUGCCAGAAAAUGGUUUAAGACCUAGUGUUGUGACAUAUAAUGCUCUUCUCCGAGGUUUAUUCAAACUGAAGAGACCGCAUGAUGCAUUGAGGGUUUUCAAUGACAUGAUAAGUGAUGGCAUUACCGCAGAUUGUAUCACUUAUACAGUUGUUGUAGAAUGUCUCUAUGAAUCUGACCAAAUAGAAGAGGCAAAGAGUUUUUGGCACGGUGUUAUUUGGCCUUCUGGGGUUCAUGAUAAUUUUGUUUAUGCAGCAAUUCUGAAAGGGCUCUGUCGCUCUGGCAAAUUUAGUGAGGCUUGUCAUUUCUUGUAUGAAUUGGUGGAUUCUGGGGGCUCUCCAAAUAUAUUUAGUUAUAAUAUUCUGAUCAACUGUGCAUGCAAUCUUGGUUUGAAAAUAGAAGCUUACCAAAUUGUUAGAGAGAUGAAAAAGAAUGGGCUGUCACCUGAUUCUGUGACAUGGAGGAUUCUUGACAAGUUACAUGGCAAAGUGAGGAAGAACAUCCAUUCUGAAGAUUCAACCAUGUCAACAAUUUAUGAGGGACCUGACAUGCAGCAAGUAGGGGUAGAAGCAAAUGGGGUUCAGUUUGUAAUUUAAAACAGUAACUUAAAAAAUGUGGUUUGGUUCAGAGGAGGGUCUAAAGCAACAUACAAGGGAUUUGAAGUUUUAACAAUGAGGAGCAUUUAACUAAGACCAAUGGUAAAACUUUGGAUUUUACCAUAAAAACGUGAAUCUUGUAAUAAGCUUGGCAGCCGCAGGAUUAAUCCCUGC